UGCUGCUUCUCGGCCCUGAUGAUCCUGAGCAGCGUCCUGCCGCCGGGUGUGAAUGGAUGUGACGUUGCUCACUCCAUUUGUGGGGCCCACGCUCCAGGGGAUGUGGUCAUCGGUAUAAUGUUGCCAUGUCAUCACAAAGUGAAGGGAAUUAAUGAACGGAUUAGACCUGAAAACUUCCUCUGCUCAGAUUUUGAUCUGCAAUCAUUUCUAAAAUCCUUGGCUAUAAUCCAUGAAAUUGAGGAGAUAAAUGCAUCUGGUUUCCUCCCAGGAGUGCAUCUUGGAUAUAUGCUGUGUGACACAUGCUCAUACGCCAGCAAAGCUCUGCAGGAUGUGGGGCACAUGCUCGAAGUCAACAACACUCUAAAUGUUAAGUGCGACUACACCGACUUCAGGCCCACCGUCAAGAUUAUUUUAGGAGCACUGUACUCUGAGGAGUCCAUUGCUUUGGCCAGACUGCUAAAUGUGUAUAUGGUCCCUUUACUGAGUGCCACAUCAUCUUCACCCGAGCUGAGUGAUAAGCUGCGCUAUCCAGUUUUCCUGCGCACUAUUCCUAGUGACUCUCAUCAGACCAAAGCAGUGGCCAAACUGUUGCAUCACUACAACUGGAACUGGGUAGGGGUUGUGUAUGGAGAUGAUGACUAUGGCAAAGCAGCUUACGAGAGCUUCCUCAAAGAUGCUGAGGCAAAUGAUGUGUGCGUAGCCUACCGUAAGGUGUUGCCUCAUAACCUUGAUGACUCAGACCUCAGGGAAGGUAUCCAGCAGGUGGCUCAGCAGAUCCGUUCCUCCAGUGCCCAGGUGGUAUUGCUAAUCCUCAAGAGAAGUCUGGUGGAGGUCCUCUUUAAGGAAAUGAUCCGGACCAACACAUCAAGGAUCUGGAUUGCCAGUGAUGUCUGGUCCAGGAGUUCGUCUCUUGCCACGAUAGAUGACAUUAACAAGGUUGGGGACAUCUUGGGCUUCACUUUUGUUGCAAGCAAGAGUGAAUCAUUUGAUAAUUAUCUGAAGAAUCUCACAGCAACCCCAGGAGGAUAUAACUACUUCAUUGAAGAAUACAAGAACCUGAGAUUCAACUGUUCCUCUGAAUGUUUCUCAAACAACCCUCCAUCCCAUUGUGCGUCACCUGAACUCCUGAAAAUUAGAUCUGGAAAUGCAUGCAAUGUCAAGGAUCCCCAAGAGCAAAAUGAUGACUAUCUUGUGACAGCUGUUGACACAAGUGAAACCUUCCUCAGCAAAGUCGCUGUGUGGGCCGUAGCAAAUGCUCUCAAGAAGCUCCUGAAGUGCAACAGCUCCUCAUGCGCCGGAGAAAUCAACUUCCCACCAUGGGAGCUUCUUCAAGAAUUGAAGAAAGUUAAUUUCACGUUUGCCAACCAGAACUUCUACUUUGACGAAAAUGGUGAUUUUGUGAACGGGUAUGAUCUGAUCAUAUGGGAAAAGUAUGGACAACACAGACGAUUUAGAAGAAUUGGAAAAUACCAUGUCCUUCGUCAACAAGUAGAACUCGAUGUGGGAAGUUUCACCUGGCUCUCAACAGGCAACAAUACGAAGCCUCAGUCCAGAUGUUCAGCGAGCUGCCCCCGUGGCUGGGUGAAGAAGAUCUUGAACGUUUCCUGCUGUUACAAUUGCACCCAAUGUACGGAGGGGACCUACUCAGAUGGGCCUGAUUUUAAUGCCUGCAAAAAGUGCCCCAAUGGAACUUGGUCUCUCAAGGGUUGGGAUCACUGCAAGCCAAGAUGGGAUUCCUACAUUCGAUGGAGUGAUCCUCAUCCCAUCACCCAGCUGUCAGCUGCAGCCUUUGGCAUUUUUCUUUUGCUGGUUAUCUUCAUUAUCUUUCUGGUGUACAGAGAUUCUCUGCCUAUGAAAAGAGCCGAGGUGAGGUUGUCCAUUGUGAUGAUGGCUGGCCUGGCAGUGAGCUUCGCAAGUGUGAUGUGCUACAUGGGCAGGCCUAGUGUACACCUCUGCAGGGCCCGCCAGGUCAUGUAUGCCAUGGGCUUCACCUUGUGUGUGUCCUCCAUCCUAGUCAAGGCCUAUCGCACCUUCCUGGUUUUCCUUCCUUUUGGUCAGAUAGUAAAUAGGCGACUACACAAAUGUUACAACCCACCUGUCAUUGUCACUGUGAUAACAACUCUCCAGGGGAUCAUCUGUCUUCUCUGGAUGAUCUUAGACUCUCCUCAUGUCAGUUACAUACCUCCAUCCCCACAGAGCAUGAAAAAUCUAAUCCAGUGUAGUGAGGGUGACACAUACAUAGGUUUUGCCACUAUGUUGAGCUACAUAGCUCUACUAGCAUUCAUUGGCUUCCUCUUGGCCUACAAAGGCAGGAAGGUUCCUCAUGAGUUCAGUGAAACAGGCUACAUCAUUUUUAGUAUGCUGAUGUACUUGUUUGUAUGGGUGUGUUUUAUCCCAAUUUAUAUUACCAACAGGGAAAGGGGCACCCCUACACAGGCUUCAGCCAUUCUAGUCUCCAGCUAUGGCAUCAUCUUCUGCCAUUUUUUGCCCAAGUGCUACGAAGCACUUUGUGGGUCAAAGACCGACACACUGGAGAGGAUUCUGAGGAGGUGGAGAGUCGUCUCCAGUGGAAAUGUUGACGCAGAGACGGGCUCAGAGACGUACGAUGUCUCUGAGAUGAACAUACCCUCACUAAAGAAAGACAGGUUCUCCAUAUCAAGCAUGACAACUAUACUGUCGGGUGAGGUCAGCCCUACUGAUUCAGAGCUCGUCAUAAUUCCCGCACCUGAUGAAAAGACUCAUUCCUAUCCACUGUCUAAUACGCUAGGAACGAAUGUGACGAGGCGAUGUAGGAGUUUAUCCAUCUAAAAAUAGUUUUUAAUUUGUAUGCCUCAACACCAGCAACAGUCAGAGCUGCAGCCAUAUUGUUUUCAGGUUGUCUGUGCAUACAUACGUCCAUCCUUCCCAUUCACAUGGACACGAUAUUUCAGUAAAGCCUUGAAGGAACUUCUUCAAAUUUGGCACAGACGUUCACUUGGACUCAAGGAUGAACUGAUUAGAUUAUGG
Seriola dumerili (greater amberjack) is the source of this 3006-nucleotide messenger RNA. RefSeq names its product G-protein coupled receptor family C group 6 member A-like. Gene Ontology annotation, cellular component: membrane. Gene Ontology annotation, molecular function: G protein-coupled receptor activity. The transcript is spliced from 6 exons. Lineage: Eukaryota; Metazoa; Chordata; Actinopteri; Carangiformes; Carangidae. Gene Ontology annotation, biological process: G protein-coupled receptor signaling pathway. The record is from RefSeq and is a predicted model, not a curated record. The coding region runs from base 19 to 2808 and encodes 929 amino acids.